Messenger RNA from Xylaria bambusicola, 1717 nucleotides. RefSeq lists its product as uncharacterized. The record is from RefSeq and is a predicted model, not a curated record. The transcript has a single exon. Gene Ontology annotation, molecular function: 1-alkyl-2-acetylglycerophosphocholine esterase activity. Bases 388 to 1491 code for a protein of 367 amino acids. Lineage: Eukaryota; Fungi; Ascomycota; Sordariomycetes; Xylariales; Xylariaceae.
CCUCCCCCCACUGUAUGCGAUGUUGGCGAUAACUUGGCCUUUUAUCAGCAAUGUAGGAUAGCCCGGAUUCUAAGAGGCUCUUCUACGUAUGGCCGGGAUGGUAACUCGGCCCGUCUUACUUACGGUAGCUGGUACAGCAUGCGACAUUGGAACUAAUGAGGGCCAGCUGAAAGCUUCAAUCCCAAGUAGGAAGGUCUGAAAUCAUCGUAAUAUACACUACCCUUCAACUGUGCCCCUUAUCCAGAUACUGAUCCGGAAAAUUGAGGACGAUUCAUUCCCUGGUGGGGUCAAACUGCGAUGCAUUAAAAGGCAUGAUUUUCGACCUUCGAAUGAGACCGACCUUCUCGAUUAUCGUGUGACUAUUACCUACCAUUCUCAUCUAACGCGAUGGCCUUUCCUGUGCUUCUGGCUGCACUCGCAGCAACAACUGCAAUUGCGCAAGUCUUCCCGGCUCCAGGAGGUCCCUACAGAGUCCAAUGGGAGAAUAAAGAGCUUGUCGAUGCGGAUCGCGUCGAUCCCUUCAAUUCGUCCCAUUCUCGUCGGAUGUUGAUCUCGCAUUUCACACCGGUAGCAGAACAACAUUGCACACAGACCUGUCGCGUGCCGUACAUGCCUGAGCAGAUCGCUGAAAUAGAAGACGACAUCUUGGCUUUCGCGUAUGCGGAUUAUGACUGGCCGCAGGGACUGCUAGGCGGACUCGAGCUGGACAUAUGCUGCGGUGUAUCGAAACGGACCAAAACUCCUAAAUUUCCUACUUUGCUGUUCGGCACUGGGCUCAACACUACCAGGUUUUGGUAUACCAGUUUCGCUAUGGAAAUCUCAAGCCUCGGCUACCAAGUUAUUGUGAUGGAUCAUCCGUAUGAGACAGAUGUGGUGUUGUUCCCCGAUGGAGACAUCAUCUUUGGCGGAAACGUAGUGGGCGACCCUGAUAACCUCUCUGCGAUCGAGUUCGGUCUUGAUGUACGCACCAGCGACGUAUCUUUCGUCCUCGAUACGUUGAAAGUGUGCAAGACGGUUUACUUUGGUCAUUCAUAUGGUGGCGCAUCGGCGCUUGCUGCCACAGCCGUGGAGCCUCGUAUUAAAGCCGGCCUGAACCUAGACGGUGAUCUCUGGGGACCGGUCGUCAAUGCUGGUGUGUCGAAGCCGUUCAUCAACUUAUCGGGUAGUCUGAGCUCGACUCUUGACGAGAGUUGGGCAAAUUUUACUAAGGCUCACAACGAGAAGUAUCCGGAUGUAUGGUUCAAGGAAUUGCACGUAGCCGACUCCUACCACGGUAGCUUUUGGGAUCUUUCUAUCAUCGGAGAUUUUACGGGUUUGAGGGAAAACCCCGAGCUCGUUGAGGAUGUGCUCGGGGUAUUGAGGGGUGAACGGGCAGUAGCGAUCUUGCGAGCGUACCUAGACGACUACGUCAAAUUUACCUUGCUGGGAGGAGAGGAAGGUCUUCUCGCCGGCGAAAGCGAAGAGUUUCCAGAUGUUCAAUUUAUACGAUAGAAAGGUGUUUUUAAACUAUUCACCCAAUGAGAUAGAUUCUGCGAUAUGAAAAAUCUGGAAGCAUCUGCCCUGGGCUUUAGGGUUGUGGACGUUUCUUGUUCUUUAUUGAUUUAUAUGUGAACCAUGUCCCUAUAGCAGUGGCUAUAAACCCAAGGACACCAACAACAAUACCAACAACAUCACCGGUAUCAAGUCCACCGCCACCUCCUUUAUUGUUAUUCUCGUC